Messenger RNA from Eremomyces bilateralis CBS 781.70, 606 nucleotides. RefSeq lists its product as uncharacterized. The record is from RefSeq and is a predicted model, not a curated record. Bases 99 to 407 code for a protein of 102 amino acids. Lineage: Eukaryota; Fungi; Ascomycota; Dothideomycetes; Eremomycetales; Eremomycetaceae. The transcript has a single exon.
CUGGCCUAUCCAUUAUCCAAUGAGGCUUGGCUAUUAUCCUCUUUUCUCAUUUCUUUCGUCACUACUAAUUAGGAUGAUUGGUGCACCAUCAUUGUCGAAUGGCGAUUGAUCGCCAUAUACCAGUAAUAAACUGUCCAGGCGGUCCUGCCAAAGUGACAUCGGAAAUCUCGCGUCUCUACUCAGUGCUCGUGCUCAGCGCUCGCGAUGCUGCCAAUUUGUGGCCUAGGCAGUUGGUUUGGAACUCAGCCAACAGAUCUGCGACUAUCAAGCAGGGAUCGGGCAGGCCGAACGUUCAGGCUGACUUUAUGGCUGUUCGACACAGCGAUAUCUACUUAUGGAUUUGCCUUGCCGUGGCCUUGUACUUAUUUAAUAUGUCCUAUUGCCGUUCAAGUUCAUUGUCCUUUUGAAAGACCAUGCCCAUUUAGCCUUUAUCAUUCUAAAGUCUCUCCAGUCCAAUUAAUUUCCUUCAGGCUUCAAUAUGUCGGAACCAAAUUGGUCGCGAUAUCAGGAAGGCAGCAAGUGGUUUUAUCAACCCAAUAAAAUAGCCCCGAUUGUGUUUUCCGUCCUCUUCGCGAUUUCAGGCAUCUGGCAUGGAUAUCAGACAAU